AGGCAGAACGAGGCCCCGCCCCGCAGAGUCCUUGGCCGCCUCCCCUCCUCCGGCGGCAGCUGUCCGGCGCGGCGCUCCCUCUCUCUUAAGAGGCUGGACCCGUCCGCUGCUUUUCAAGGGCCGGUGUCCUCUCUGCCUUUGGCACCUUCCGCCCUGGCUUAUAUCCUCCCUCAGGGUGCCCGCCCCCACGUCUGAUUGGACCACUUUUCAAUCCUGUGGCUGAUUGGACCGUUUACCCAUCAGCCCAUAGCUCCUGAUUGGUCCAUUCCACAAUCCAGGAAGUGCGCCUCACAUAAAAGGGCUCUGAGGAGCCACUGCCACCACUGACUUGUGGGAGGCGGGUCCUGGUAACAAAAGUCUGAUUGGGCCAUUUAGCACCAAUCAGCUCAUGGCUCACAGCUGAUUGGUCCACGCCAUGAUCCAGGAAGUCCACAGUUGCCUAAAAGGGCUCUGAGGCGCAACUGCCACCACUGAUAAAAAGGCUUAUGGUGGAGGCCCAGGGAGAGAGAACAGCACUGCUGUUCAUCUAGUUUAAAUCUGCUCUGGCAUCAAUGAGCACAUCAAUUUGGAAUUCUGACGGACAUUAGGAUUGGAUCUGCCCUGGUGCCAGGCCCAACUUUCUAAUUGGUUACCAUGUUCCAUGUUGAAAAUCUAAAACACAUUGACCCGAAUUUUUAAAGUUUCUUUGUAUUUGGCAUUUUCAUUUUUAAAUCUCACAGAAGUGAAGGGUCAGAAAUUUGAGUUUGAGGUGUAAUGUGAGAGGGGUGAUAACGUGAGGCCCAGAGCAGGUGAGCAAGAGGGGAGCCCUCAAGAUGGGACUCCUCUCACCCACCGCCUACCUCACCCCCAUCUCCUGCCCGAAUCAGGAAACCCCUCUGGGGCCGCCGUUAGGAAGCAAUGCUCUUGAAGGCCACUCCCCACCCCCACCCCCAGUCUUCAGCAGCCCAAGGUGCAGGGGUGGGCUCCUUCAUGGUUGGGGAGACACCCCAGGCUUGGCCCCAGCUCCCCAGCUCCCCACGGCUGCAGACGGCCUUUGGCCUCCCUCCCCUUCAGAAAUGCCUCCCACAGCCUGUUCCUCCUGUGAGUCUGAUGUGUCCACCGUCGCCUAUAAGUAAGGCCUGUUGGGUCAGGGUCACCCUACUGCCGUGUGGCCUCCACUAAUUUCAUCUUCUAACACCCCACUCCCAAAUAAAGGCACUUUCUGAGGUCUGGGACCUGGACUUCAGAAGGUGGACUCUCUAUCACUUAUGUGUGAACCCCAUGACUGCAGGAGCUUUGAUGCAUCUGUCCUCUGUAGUGGAUGCUGGGCAGGCACUGAUGAGUCAGUGGACGCAGGAAGGAUGGCUUCCUGUUGAACGAGUGGCAGAACAGGCUUCAGCUCCGCUAGUCCCAGGGCUUCAGCACCAGGGACAGCGCCCGCCCUGCCCGCAGCCCUGCAGGGCCCCCUCCCACCUGCCCUCUGCUGAGGCACAGGCCCUGGUCUAGGCAACAAGCAGCCCUGGAUGCCUCCCCAGGAUGCUCUGCCUAUGCGAUUCUGAUUUUCUCUGGGGAAAGUUCUGACCUCAUUUCCAGCUUCACCUUCAGGGCAGUAGAUGUGGCUCCGUCAUUUAAAAAUUAAGAUCAUUUUCCAUGCAGAAAAUCUGAAUUCUCUUAAAUUUUCCUUGUCAUAGUUUUUAGCUGAGGUCUUCCCUGCCUCCCUGCUGCAUUUCACCUCUUCCUCACAUGGAUAGACGGGAUUGGGAAGGAUGCGGGUGCCGGUGGCCCUGGCGAUCGUGCUGGCUGUCGCCGGAGUCCUCAGCUGCUUCUCGUCCUCCUGGACAGGUCGGGGCCUCCACUGGGGGAGCACAGACGAAUCGCAGGUGGCCCGCAUCGUGGAGGAGAGCAGGCUGCUUGUGGACAGUGCCAUCCACAGGACCAUGCAGAGGAACAUCCAGAGAAGGGCGGUCACAUCUCCGUCCCAGCUCCUGGCCUUCGCCAAGAGCCCUGAGCCCGCAAGCUGGGCUGCCUCCCGCGUGGCAGAGAUCAUGCAGGCGGCGCUGCAGGCCCUGAGGGGGCGCAUCCCCCGGGGCUGGGACACUUGGUCAGAAGAUAUGCUGACCAUGAUCGCAAAUCUGUCAGGGUGCCUGCCGUACAUGCGCCCCCCAAAAUGCCCAGACACCUGCCUGGCAGACAAGUACCGGCUGAUCACAGGGGCCUGCAACAACAGAGCCCACCCCAGGUGGGGAGCCGCCAACACCGCCCUGGCCAGGUGGCUUCCUCCCGCCUACGAGGACGCCGUCGGCGAGCCCCGAGGCUGGAACCCCGGCUUCCUGCACAACGGCUUCCCGCUGCCCCCGGUCCGCCGCGUGAGCCGGGAGCUCGUCCAGGUCCCCAACGAGGCGGUGACCGAGGACGGCCAGUACGCCGACCUGCUGACCGCGUGGGGCCAGUACAUCAGCCACGACGUCGCCUUCACGCCGCAGAGCGCCAGCGCCGCGGCCUUCGGGGGCGGGCCCGGCUGCCGGCGCACCUGCGCCCACAGGAGCCCCUGCUUCCCCAUCCAGCUCCCCAGCAACGCCUCUCCCGGCGGGGGUCCGGGGUGUCUGCCCUUCUACCGCUCUGCCGCCGCCUGCGUACGCGGGAGCCAAGGCGCCUUGCUGGGCAACCUGUCCCGGGCGAGCCCGCGCCAGCAGAUGAACGGCCUGACCUCCUUCCUGGACGCGUCCACCGUGUACGGCAGCUCGCCGGCCUCCGAGGAGCGGCUGCGGGACUGGACGAGCGCCGCGGGGCUGCUCCGGGUCAACGCGCACCACCAGGACGCCGGCCGCGCUUACCUGCCCUUCGCGCCGCCCGGCGCGCCCGCCGCCUGCGCGCCCCCGCCCGGCGCCCCCGCGGGGGCCCGCGGCCCCUGCUUCCUGGCGGGGGACGGCCGCGCCACCGAGGUCCCGUCGCUGGCCGCGCUGCACACGCUCUGGCUGCGCGAGCACAACCGCCUGGCCGCGGCGCUCAAGGCCCUCAACGCGCACUGGAGCGCGGACACCACCUACCAGGAGGCGCGCAAGCUCGUGGGCGCCCUGCACCAGAUCAUCACUCUGCGGGACUAUAUCCCCAAAAUCCUGGGCCCUGAGGCCUUUGGGCAGCACGUGGGCCGCUACCAGGGGUACGACCCCACCGUGGACCCCACCGUGUCCAACGUGUUCUCCACUGCCGCCUUCCGCUUUGGCCAUGCCACGGUCCACCCAUUGGUCAGGAGGCUGGACGCCCGCUUCCAGGAGCACCCCGACCUGCCGGGGCUGCCUCUGCGCGAUGCCUUCUUCAGCCCUUGGAGGCUCAUCGCGGAAGGAGGACUGGACCCCCUGGUGCGGGGCCUUCUCGCCAGGCCCGCCAAGCGGCAGCUGCAGGACCAGCUGGUGAGCGAGGAGCUGACCGAGCACCUCUUCGUGCUGCCCGGCCCGGACACCUUGGACCUGGCAUCCCUCAACCUCCAGAGGGGCCGGGACCAUGGCCUGCCAGGGUACAACGCGUGGAGGGAGUUCUGCGGCCUGCCCAGACUGCGGAGCCUGGCCGCCCUGCAGGCCGCCAUGGGCAGCGGACGCAUGGCUGCCCGCAUGCUCGCCCUGUAUGGGGACCCUGACAACGUGGACGUAUGGCUGGGCGGCCUGGCCGAGCGUGCCCUCCCCGGAGCCCGGACGGGGCCCCUGUUUGCCUGCAUCAUUGGAAGGCAGAUGAAGGCACUGAGGGACGGGGACCGGUUUUGGUGGGAGAAGGACGGCGUGUUCACGGAGGCCCAGAGGCGGGCUCUGCGGCGCUACUCCCUGUCCAGGCUCAUCUGCGACAACACGGGGCUGCCCCACGUGCCCGUGGACGCCUUCCGUGUCGGGCGGUUCCCCGAGGACUUCACGCCCUGUGAGCGCAUCCCAGGCCUGGACCUAGAGGCCUGGAAGGAGGCCCUGCCUGCAGAGGACGCCUGUGGCCUCCCCGGUGGCGUGGACGAUGGGGACAUCAUGCUCUGCCAGGAGCAGGGCCAGCGGGCGCUGGUGUGCUCCUGCCGCCCCGGCUUUGAGCUGCAGAGCCCCGAGCAGGUGGCCUGCACCCCCCACGGAUGGGCGCCCCAGUGCCCCGUGUGCAAAGACGGGGACCAGUGCAGAGAUGCAGCCUGCGUGCCCCGCCCCCCGUCGGUGCGCUGCCCGAACAUCCAGGGCGGCUUCCGCUGCAUGUGCUCGGACCCCAGCGCACCGGGCGAGGACGGGAGGACCUGUGUGGACUCCAGGCGGCUCCCCAAGGCGGCCCUGGUCUCCCUGGUGCUGGGCACCCUGCUGGUCUGCGGCCUGGCGGCUGCCACCUGGAUAACCCUCUGCAGGCGGCGCUCUGAUGGAGCAGCCGCACUGCUGGCCUUGGAGACCGGGGGACAGGCGCUGACCCUGGGGGGUGCAGACGACGCCAAGAGGGCCGAGCCGCCCACCGGGGGUCCCGUCCAGAGCCCCCGGCAGGCAGCGGACGCUGCCCUCGCCAUCACACACCUGGUCACGGCAGGGUUUCAGGACCUCGCACCAGAGGGCAAGCAAGGGCGCGGCUGUGGCCUGGCCACGCACAGCCCCAAGCUGCAGGAGCCCGCGCGGACCCCUGAGGCCAGAGCCUAG
Messenger RNA from Talpa occidentalis (Iberian mole), 4619 nucleotides. RefSeq names its product thyroid peroxidase (gene TPO). Gene Ontology annotation, biological process: response to oxidative stress; thyroid hormone generation. The record is from RefSeq and is a predicted model, not a curated record. NCBI's taxonomy places the organism in Eukaryota, Metazoa, Chordata, Mammalia, Eulipotyphla, Talpidae. Gene Ontology annotation, molecular function: heme binding; iodide peroxidase activity. Gene Ontology annotation, cellular component: membrane.